CAGAAGGUUCAGUCCUGCUGUACAAGACUAACAAUAACACCGUGAUCAGGUUUGUUAUUCUUAUUCAGGAAACAGCAAUGUCACUGAAUUCCACAGUCACUCAUAUACUUGUGUUAAUCUUUCCAUCCGGCCACAGAGUUCAGUUUAAACUUCAUCUUUAAGUGGGACAAGGCUACAGUGUUAUAAAAACCUCUAGCAUCAAGGUUCAUGAGCACAUAGCUGUCUGAAAUAGGGCCGCCACUCUUCGGCAAUCCUCCCCGUAACUGUCUCAUUGUCCCAUAAUGCAUGAGGUGUUAUACUAUAUCAUUAAUGGUGCAUUACAACAUAUCUGCCAUGCACUAGAGUUUCAAAACUGCCCGUGGUCCAAACAGAGCAACUCACAGAGGACAGGAAAGGUCGUUCUGUGUUGCCGUGUGUUUAAUCUCCUGCUAUAACCAAGGGUGGGCAAGUGCUGUGAAAGGGGGUGCAGAGGGAAAGUACAACUGUAGGGGGUGAACUAUGCAGGACUUGAAAUAGACCACUGAAGUUGGCAGUCAACGUUAGGACUUCAGGGGGUACAGGGAGAGGGGUAUGGGCUGAACAUGACAAAGUUUGGAGGUUUAGCAGCUAUCUUAAGGUGGUGCAUCGUUGCAGGACUACUUCCCCAUUUCAUGCUAGAGAAGAAGCCAUUUUGAGGCAUCUUUAUAAGAAAAAGACGAUUCUGAGAAAUGAAGGCCUUUUGGAAAAAUUUGGGAAGUUCCUAUGUUCUCAGCAAGGUUUUAAUAGAAAAGAGCUUGUGCUGGAAGAAAUUAUUUUGGGCAGGAGUAGCCAUCUGGUUGGGUUUUUAAAGGAUUUUACAAGAGAAAAACACGAGCCAUGUCCAGGAAGGAGCUACUCGAUGCACGAAAAGCUUUGAGGAGCUUUAGGGAAGGUGUGAGUGGGCCGAGAAGCAAGAAACAAAGAGACUCUGAGACCACAGAGGAUGAGACCACAGAACCUCAGAUGGAAACCAAAGAAGGGCCCGGGAGGCACCAUGAUAAGGCUGGCCGGAAAGGACCUUCAGGUGAGGGAGGAAGGGUGAUGGACUACAAUCCCGAUGCUUCAGAUCGCAGGGCCACCCUCCCCGGCACCUAUGACCCUGUAGUGGAGCGAGAGCUCCGCACUCUGGGUUCCCGACCUCCAGGGCCCCAUUUGGAUCCCACAAACCCAGCAAGGCUUCAAACUGCUGAUGAAUCACAGGGCCUGUCCUCCUAUGUCCCCCUGUCUUCCCCCCAGCCACCUCUUACCACGCACAAAAACAGCAUCAGCACACAAAAACAACACUCGGGCAAAGUCAAACCUUCAGGUCCUCAAACUUCUAAUACGGGCCAGUCAUCUGGCACCAACAGUGCAGUUAUGACGCCCAAACUGGCUCGUGCAGGACCCAAGAUCUUUGACAAGGUCCUUGCCUUUGAGGAGCGAAGGGUGGAUCUGCCACGAGGGGCAGCUUCCUUUGAAUCAGAUGAGAGUGGAAAGAAGACAGGAGGCCCGAGCAAAGAUGAGAGUCGAAUACUGCAGGGUGCAGCCCAGAAGAGAGCGGUAUUCAAGCAGAGGGCCUCUUCAUUAGAGGACAAGACAAACUACUCCCAGAGGAUCCAGAAUUACCAGAGCAAGUUCACAGAAGAGCUCCAGCGGAUCAAGAAGCUUGUGGGGAAACCAAGCUUGAAGAAGGCAUAUUCAACUGAGCAGCUGUCACAGAAAGACAGGCUGCACAUGGGGAAACUAGAACCCAUUCCUGCCCAAGUAGUUAAAAAGUUAGAGGCGAGGGAGCGAGCCCUAGAGGAAGGAAAAGUUGGGGAGAGGGAGGGGGGCAGCAUAUGGAAGAAUUCUCAGCAGGCCCAAGGCAAAGACCCGGGGAAUCAGAGCAGCAGCUCCGAAAAGGAAAAGAUGACACAGUCAGAUUUGCACGGGAAACCAGUAGAUAGCGCAAGGAAAAUCUCUGUUACCACGGCAACGCCACCAGUUCACCAGUUACCAGGACAACCGUUGCCAAUAGCUACAAAGACGAGCCUAAUCAGGGAAACCCUACAAAGCUCUCUGGCAGCUGACAAAGACACACUUGUUAACACAUCCCACAAAUCUUCAUCCUCCUCCAGAGUUGAUUCAAAGAGAGACACCAACAUGGACAAGGCGGACCACCGAUCACCAGGCCCAACAGGGAAGAGAGCAUCCCCAGUAACUGUAAGGGAACCAGGACCCCAGUUCCCACCCAAGCCUCCUCGGCUCACCCCAUCACCCAAUCCUUCCAUCAGCCCGCUCCUAAAACGAAGGAAGGCGGAGGUGGGGCGGACAUCUCCGGCCAUGAAAGUGAACAUCCCCACCAUCCUGGUGGAGGAUGAACCCAUGGAGACAGAAAGUGUUCCACACAGGAGCAACGAGGGAAGGAAGAGGGAGGGCAGAGUACACAAGAGCAAAAAAGGCCGUUCUGCUCAACGGAAGUCUGCAGACGAAGGCGGUUCUUCCGAUGACUCUUACCUGUCUGCUGAUGAUGAGCCAGCUGAGGCCCCGAGGUUUGAGAAGCCUCUUGAGGACACCACCGCACCCAGCGCCUCUGAGGUCACACUGCAAUGCAUCAUCACUGGCAGCCCAACCCCUACUGAGCCGACCCACACGCAAUGUGGGAAAUCUGCUGUAUCUCUGGAAAUCAGCAGUCCAAUCCAGUCAGAUGAGGAGUACCUGAGUCCUCAGGAGGAGGUGAUGGAGGUCGGAGGCUCACUUCCUCACCAUUUAAAAGAGCCUCCCUCAUUUCAGGUGGCACCAUGUGACCAGGCGGUAACCGAGGGUCAAGAUGUUGUCAUGUCAGUGAAAGCCAGAGGCCAGCCCAAACCCAUGGUUUACUGGCUGAAGGACAGAGUCUCGGUGAAGACAGCAGGGCACUUCACUGUGCGAGAGAUGGAAGAUGGCACCAGUGAAAUGAGGAUCGGCUCGGCUCAGAGGUCAGAUGCAGGGCUGUAUGCUUGCAGGAUCAUCAAUGAGUAUGGAAGCAAACAGGCAGAGUGCAGACUGGAGGUCAGAGCACAAACGGCGUUGACGAUCACCAGGGAGGUAAAAGACGCAGCAGUGAGGGCUGGAGAAUCAGCCGUGUUUGAGUGUCACAUCACGGGACCUCCAGAUGUGGACGUGGACUGGUUGUCCAGGGGGAAGCUGAUCCAGCCUGCACUGCUCAACUGUAAGAUGCACUUUGACGGAAAGAGGUGCCGUCUCAUGCUAAAUUCAGUACAUGAAGACGACAGUGGGACAUAUACUUGCAAGCUGAGCACUGCCAAAGAGGAGCUGACCUCGAGUGCAAAACUGAUCGUCACGCCAUCCAAGGAGCCUCUGUUCACACGAAAGUUGGACAUCCUGGAGGUCAUCGAAGGACGCACGGCACGGUUUGACUGUAAGGUGAGCGGAUCGCCUGCUCCGAGAGUCACAUGGAUGCAUUUUGAGUCACGAGUGGAGGAGAGUGAUAACAUUCGCAUCCUUCAAGAGGGGGGUCGUCACUCGCUUGUCAUCACCCACGUUGGCAGUGACACAGAAGGAUUUUACACAGCAGUUGCUCAAAACAUUCACGGAAAGUCUGAAUGCACUGCUGAGCUGUACGUGCAAGAACCCCGAGCUGCCGUCUCCUCUCACAUGUCCAAGUUGGAGAAGAUGCCGUCCAUCCCAGAGGAACCUGAAGUGUUCGACAACGAGGUGGAGAAGAGGACCAUGCCGGACUUUGUGCAGCCUCUGGCUGAUGUGGAAGUCAUUGAAGGGAAGGAGGCGGUGCUGAAAUGCAAGGUGGCGGGCCUGCCAUACCCAACUAUUGCCUGGUAUCACAACAGCAGGCGCAUUGAGAACAGCGAGGAGCGCAAAAUGACUCAGUACAGGGAUGUCCACAGUCUGAUCAUUCGGGGCGCUUGUCAUGCUCACGGAGGUGUUUACAAGGCUGUCAUCUCCAACAAAGUGGGCAAAGCAGCCUGCUAUGCUCAUCUGUAUGUUACAGAUAUUGUUCCUGAUCCUCCUGAUGGGCCUCCGGUGAUUGAGGCCAUUACAGGAAAAACUAUAACCCUCAGCUGGAAGACACCAAAGAGACUCGACCCUUCACUUGAUGCCGGCUCCUUGGUGUAUGUGGUCCAGCAGCAGCCUCUGGGCUCCAUCCAGUGGUCUGUUGUGGCAUCAAACCUGAGGGAGACAAACUACACCGUCACCUCGCUGUCAAAGGGAGUCCGCUAUGCUUUCAGAGUCCUAGCAUCCACUGGGAAAACGCUUAGCAAGCCAUCGCCUGCCACUGAUCUAGUCCAGCUGCUGGACAGAGGACCGUACUUGAGGAAAGCGCCGAUAAUUUUAGACAAGCCAGAAGUUGUGUACGUGGUUGAGAACCAGCCUGCCAACAUCACCAUCACGCUGAACCAUGUGCAUGCAGCUGUCACCUGGAAAAAGAGGGGCGUGGUGCUGGUCAGUAAGCCGGGGAUGUGCGAGAUGAGCAUGCCGGACGAUGAUCAACACACCCUGAAGCUGCAGAGGGUCAGGAGCACGGACAUCGGUCAGCUGGUGGUCACGGCCAGAAACCAGUUUGGCAGCGACCUGUGCACACUUCAGCUGGCCAUGGCAGUGCCUCCCAAAUUUGAGACCAUAAUGGAGGACGUAGAUGUGCAAGUCGGGGAAACAUGUCAUCUGGCUGUUGUGGUCGAAGGAAAGCCAGAUCCGGAUAUUCUGUGGUUUAAGGAUGAUGCGCUCCUCUCGGAGAGCAGCCACUUCACAUUUGUUUACGACGACCCAGAGUAUUCACUUGUCGUCCUCAACGCUCAGCCCCAUCACUCCGGCGUGUACACCUGCACUGCCAAGAACCUGGCCGGGUCCAACUCCUGCAAGGCCGAGCUCACAGUUCAUACAGAGCGAAAAGAAGCAGAAGAGCCAAUGGAGGAUGAGGGAACCAUUCUGAGGAAGAUGAGGCGUUUGACAGAUUACUAUGACAUCCACAAAGCGAUAGGGAGGGGGGCCUACUCCUAUGUGAAGAGAGUAACUCGCAAGAACGGAAAGACCGAGUUUGCUGCCAAAUUCAUUUCUGCUCGCGGAAAUAGGAAAGCCUUGGCUCUCAGAGAGAUGGAGCUUCUGUCUGAGCUGGAUAACGAGAGGAUUCUCUACUUCCAUGAUGCCUUUGAGAAGAAGAACGUGGUGGUGCUUAUCACAGAUUUAUGUCACGAGGAGUUGCUGGAAAGAAUGGCCAAGAAAACAACAGUCAUGGAACUGCAGAUCCGCAGCAGUGUUCAGCAGGUUUUGGAGGGUCUUCGCUAUCUCCACCAAAAAAAUAUAGCUCACCUCGACAUAAAGCCAGAAAAUAUUUUGAUGGCAAGUCCAGGGAGUGAUCAGAUCCGCAUUUGCGACUUCGGGAAUGCCAUUAAAUUGGAGACUUCAGAGGAGCACUACUGCAAAUACGGCACACCAGAAUAUGUCGCUCCAGAGAUUGUUAACCAAACUCCAGUUUCCACAGCAACAGACAUAUGGCCUGUUGGUGUCAUCACUUACCUCUGCCUGACCGGCGUGUCACCUUUUGCGGGCGAGAAUGACAAAGCCACUGCUUUAAACAUCAGGAACUACAAUGUGGCGUUUGAGGAGAGCAUGUUUUCUGACCUCUGCAAAGAAGCAAAAGGAUUUGUCAUCAAGCUUUUGGUGGUGGACAGACUGAGGGCAAGUGCCAUCGAGUGCCUUCGUCAUCCUUGGUUCAAGUCACCAACAAACAAAAGCAUCAGCACAGCUAUGCUAAAACAAGUUUUGGCUCGAAGGCGAUGGCAGCGUUCCCUCAUCAGCUAUAAAUCCAAAAUGGUGAUGCAGUCCAUCCCUGAGCUCCUAGAUGACUCAAGCAGCCAUGUCUUCAUUGCUGUGGCCCGGCAUUUAAAAGAAGGCUCCCCGCCACCCUCCUCUUCGUCUGAUUCAGAUGCAGAUGUGGAUGAGCUUCCCUUUAUUCCUAUGCCACUGUCCAUGGUUUUCUCGGGUUCCAGGGUCUCCCUCAAUGAGAUCCCAGGGGAUGAAGAUGUCACGGGACGGCACGGUUUCAUUGCAGAUGGGACAAGGAAAAAGGAAAGCAUAGGUGCAAAUAAUAGAGGAGGGGCUACUAAAUGCAUAAAAGAUGAAGACAUAACCCCAAAUGAGGCGCAAACAGAAAAUAUAAAACGAGCUCCCUUGAAAAAAGGAUCAAGUGUGGAGUCAGAUGAAUCCCAGACAAAAGCCAGGCGGUCUACAAUGAGGAGGGGGAGUUCUGCCGAUUCAGCGCUGCUUCUCCACAUUGACCCAGAAGAAGAAAGUACAGAAAAGGAAUCAGAAGAAAGAAACAAGAGUUUGAAAAAGGCUGUUUCCAUGGAACUACCCAAUCGCAGUCCAAGCCCUGGGGCUACAAAGUUAAGCCAGGAGGAUUACGCCCUAAAACUGGAACUGAUGAGACAACGGCUGCUCAGGGGAGGAAACGUGGACAAAAAUAUGAGUGGCCUUCGAGGGCCCCUUUUUGAAACACUCGGCAUUGAAGAUGAGAGGCAAACAGGAUCCCUUGAUCGGAAUUUGAGGAGAUCAAGAACUGGGCCGUCAACACUCGUCAGAGCAGCUUCCUCUGAGAGUCCAGGAGAAGACACGCCAAAGACUAAAGUUUUUCGCAAAAGUACCUCUUUCACUCAGGGGGAUUCUGAGCCCAUGCCCCUGCACAGAAGGUUUGGAGCCCCCUUAGAGAUACCAUCUGUGGGUAGUUCUAGCAUAGUAGGGAAGAAGCUCCAGGAGGCAACCUCGAUGUCUGCACUAACAGAAGACACAAAAGCGGAGUCUGCCUCAACCACAGCACAGGGAAGACCAGACCAACAGGAAAAACAUAUGAGCGAACUUGGUGAGGAAGAAGGGAUGAAAGAAAAAAGGACCAAGUCCCAAAUAGAAGGGGCAGACAAAGAAGAAUGUGAUUAUGCGUAUCCUUCUGUUAUUACUCCUAUAAUAAUAAUAGAGGAGGAGGAGGAUGAAGAAGAGAGGAAAGAAAACCAGGCAUUACAUAUCAGCAAGCAGAAAGUGAAAGACAAGGAAAUGUCACAGAGUAGUGAAGAAGCAUCAUUUGCAGGGCAGUCUCAAACAUCUGACAAACCCCAAUCCAAGGAUCCUUCUACUAUAGCCAAAACAAAGUCUGCAGAUGCAUCUUCAUCCCCGGAACAUCCAGCAGUAUUUGCCAAAGUAGCAACACCUGAGCGAUCUCCAGGUUCUGUCUCUUCUUCAUCAAACCCAGACCUUCCUUCCAUCCCUCGCCAGCUUAUUCUCAGAACAGACAUCAAAGACAUUGACUCAGAGGAGCUCUUUGAAGCGAGGUUUAAAAAGCGAGAAUCGUCUUUGACCCGUGGCCUCAAAAAACUCACCAGAAACAAAUCAGAGGAGAAAUCGCCUGUAUUAAGUAGAAAAGCAAAUGAGGGGGCUGAAGAGAUUUAUAGGCCUGCACCAAGAGGGGCGCCUCUAGAAAUGGUAUCGUCAGGACUUAAGGAGAAAUCGAAAUCUGUUCAAGAUUUAAGAAGAGAUGACCAAGAAACAGGCCUUGGUUUAAUUGGAAGGUUUUCCUUGCGGGCCAAGAGGUCACCAUCCACUGAGAAGAAGGUUCAGAAAUCACAAGAAGAUAAGCAAUCCAAUGUGCAGGAAACGGCUAAAAGCAAGAGAGUGUCUUGGGCUGUUGGUCGCAGUAAGUCUUUGGAUACAAAGGAACUGAAUGGUGGAGGGACACAGAAGAAUGUGGAUGACAGGGAGCAAGGAAAAGCUGAGGAGUCGUCUGUAUCUGCCAUGAGGCGUAAGUUUGAGUCCAAAGUGGCAGGAAUCUCUGCCAAACUAAGGACUCAGUCAGAGGAGAGGAACAAUAAAGACACAGAGAAAGAGCUGGCUCAAGGGGAUUUACACAAGGUCACAGACUCUCCUGUCCUGGCAAUGAAACAGAGGUUUGAGAACAAAGUGGCAGGAAUAUCUGCAAAAAUACGCAGUCAGUCUGAAGAGAGAAAAGGAGAUUCAGAGGGAAAGCGCACACCCCUGUUUACCCGCCACCGUCACUCUCAGUCUGAGGGCCGUGGACUCAAAGGAAUGGGAAUCCCUGAGAAUCAGCUAGCAAAACAAACUGGCGCCUCAGGGUCUAAGGAAUCAGUUGAAUCCACUUCUAGCAUCCAUUCUGAGAGUGAGAGAAGGUCACGGUGGGACAGGUGGGGUUUGACAAGGGGCAAGAAAGACAAAACGCCUUCCCAAUCUGAUUUGCCCUCAAGCGUCCCCAAAGAAGAGGCAAAAAGCCAACAGUUUGUCCGCUCUGCUUCAGAUUUUGCUCCAGUGUUUCACAUCAAAUUGAAAGACCACGUCCUGCUGGAGGGGGAACCUGUCACUCUUAGCUGCCUUCCAGCUGGUAGCCCACAACCACAAAUUACAUGGAUGAAAGAUCGGAAACCACUGGAGGUGGAUGACAGAGUCAACCUAAUCUCCCACCCAGAUGGAAGACAGCUUGUAAUGAUCAGAAAGUCCACCUAUAAGGACGCCGGGGUUUACGAAUGUGUAGCAUCCAACCCCAUAGCUACUAUUACUACCUCCUGUACUCUUUCCAUAGCUUGUGUCCCCAAACGACCAGGGACCCCUGAAGUUCCUCAGACUUAUAACAACACAGCCCUGGUGCUGUGGAAGCCAUCUGAGACAAAAUCUCCAUGCAGCUACAUUCUGGAAAGAAAAACCGAGGGUGAUUCGAACUGGUUAACUGUAGCCACUGGAAUUGCCGACUGCUACUACAAUGUCACAGACCUGCCACCAGGUGGCACCUUCAAGUUCCGCGUGGCCUGUGUGAACAAGGCCGGACAGGGGCCGUACAGCAACUGUUGUAGGCCAGUUAGCUUGGCGCCCACAGUUGGAGGAGCUUCACCUACCGUUGCUGUUGUAAAGACAGCCCCAACCCCACCUACGCCUGUGAUUACCUCCUCAGUGACAUUCCCUUCACACAAACCAGUCCAAAAUAGUGUUCCCAGAUCAACGGUCUCCACCAUCACCUCCACUUCCUCUACUCCAAAACAUGAAGCCCUCACUGAUGCAUCCUAUCUUCAAUCUGCAUCUCCAUCAUCUACAAUUGUGGUGACUCCUAUCCCUCUAACCUCCUCACCUUCCGGCCCUUCAACAAACCCUUCAUUGCCAUCUGCAGGUGCAACAGUGGAUGGCACACAAAAAAUAAGCCCCACUCUCCCUUCAUCAUCCACCUCCAAAGCAACCUCUCCCUUUGUCCUCCCCAAACCUCAGAGUCCAGUAAAUGUGGUGACUCCUAUGACACAGACUGCAGCUGUAUUACCCCCACCUUCUGUUGUAACCCCACCUUCGACCCCCACAAAACCAACCGUGGCCUCAGUACCCACAUAUGUCCCCACGAUCACUGCUACUGCUCGUGUGGCCCCGACUCCGGUGUCCUUUACCCCACAAGUACUACAGACCUCCAGCUUGAGUCCCAUCGGUGAUGGAGCCAGUACCCCCGCCAGAGGCACCCCAUCGGGACGCACUACACCCUCUACUGCUCUACGACAGGGAGUUCCACAGAAACCGUACACUUUCCUAGAUGAGAAAGCGAGGGGUCGGUUUGGAGUCGUCCGAGAGUGCAGAGAGAAUGCGACAGGUAAAAUCUACAUGGCAAAGAUCAUUCCCUACAUUCAAGAGAACAAGCAGGAGAUCCUGAAGGAGUAUGAAAUCCUGAAAUCUCUUCACAAUGAAAAAGUCAUGGGUCUCCACGAAGCCUACAUCACACCACGCUACCUGGUGCUGGUGGCAGAGUACUGCACUGGCAAAGAGCUGCUAUACAGCCUUAUAGACAGGUUUCGUUACUCUGAAGACGAUGUGGUGGGAUACCUGGUCCAGAUUGUCCAGGGGGUCGAGUACCUCCACAACCGUCGCAUCCUCCAUCUGGACCUCAAGCCUGACAACAUCAUGGUGACCAACCUCAACGCCAUCAAGAUUGUGGACUUUGGGAGCGCGCAGACCUUCAACCCCCUCAGCCUCAAGCAGCAGGAAUCAGGACCAGGAACGCUGGAGUACAUGGCUCCUGAGAUGGUGAAAGGCGAAGUGGUUGGUCCUCCUGCAGAUAUUUGGACUGUUGGCAUUGUCACCUACAUUAUGCUUAGUGGUCACCUCCCCUUUGAAGAUAAGGACCUUCAGCAUGUUGAAUCCAAAAUCCUGAUGGCCAAGUUUGACCCAACGAAACUGUACCCAAAUGUGUCUCAAAGUGCCUCUGCAUUUCUCAAGAAGAUGUUGAGCAGUUACCCAUGGGCCCGCCCGACUACAAAAGAUUGCUUCACACAUGCCUGGCUGCAGGACUCCUACCUGAUGAAGCUCAGGAGACAGACUCUCACCUUCGCCUCCAGCCGACUUAAAGAGUUCCUGGUGGAACAACAAAGCCGUCGCACAGAGGAAGCCACCAAGCACAAAGUGCUGUUGCGGACCUACCAGAGCUCCCCUCAGUCCCCGGCAUCUGGGACUUCUCCGCAUGUUCCUAGCCCAAAGUGAGGUGACAGUAAAGAAGCCACACUGAAAUAAAAAAUCGGAGCUCGUUGCAUCUUAAUACGUCCUCUGUAACCGAAGCAGACAGCCUCGAUUCAACAACAGCGGGAUUCUUACGUUAAAGAAAAUCCCAGUGAAGGAGAAGCUGACCGCUGUGAUGUGAAUCCACGACUUGCAAACUGCUAAUUCACAAGAAGGACACAGGAUUUCUUUUCUUUGAUUGCACAGUUUCUCAGUCACAUUGUGGUUUUCCGAAAUUGCACAUCAAUAUUCAGUUUAGCCUCGGUCUCCACUCUGCACGAUCAGCCUGGAACAUGUGUACCAUGAAUACUUUUACCUUGUUUAUGCCACUAAGAUUAGUAGUAGUAAACAACUCAUGUGAAUGUACCAUGAUUUAAGCUGCUAUCUUAUGUAUUUUUUGCAUUUAGCCACACAUUUUAAAACCCAACCAAAAAGAUGUUUUGGGUUUGGUUUUCUUUUCUUUUUUUUUUUUGUCAUUUGGAAAUUGUUUACUUUUUUCCAUGUUAAUUUAUUUGCAUGUGCGUAUGUGUGAGUGUGUGCGCGCCUGUGUGAGUGUGUGCAUGACCAUUUUUGACUCACUUUUUUUGAAACUAGCAUCAUGGUGACAAAAAAAAAGGAAAAAAGAAAAACUAAAAAUAAGGGGUGUCUUUGUGGUUUGUGUCAUACAGUAAACAUGAAUUGAUUUUGGGUGAGUUAGGAAUAUCUAGUACAAUUUCUUGUUCUGUGGUUAAAACUUAACUUUUAACUGUAAUACAGCGAUGGAAAAAGGUCCUUAAUGUAGAUAACAUUUUAUUCUGAGAAGUCACACACUGGUAAAUUACUGUGGUGUCAGUAUUACCCAACGGCUGAUCAGGUUACCUCAUUCCUAAUCAGCCUGUCACCAGUGCCUAAAUCAGGUUGACAUCCAAAAUGUUUAACUUGUAUAUGUGUCUCCACUGGUUUUAAUCCACAUUUGAUCAAAGUAAAUAUUUGAUCACAAUAUCUGGACUUUAUAGCCAAACGCACAUGCAUAGAGAUUCUUACAUGCCGAGGUUUAUACAUGCAUACAUACACAGAGUACAUGCCGUCCUUGUAAUAAUAGACCGUCUUGUGUAUUGCUCUAUCACAGUGUUCCUUUUUUGUAUGAAUUUGGAUGGUUGAAGAUUUGUAAAUGUACCAAUUUGCGGUGUUUAUAUGUGGAAAAAGUUGAAAAUGUUUUUAUGAGAUGGUAUGUAAUAAACUAUUGAUACAAUUGGGAA
Maylandia zebra (zebra mbuna) is the source of this 11750-nucleotide messenger RNA. RefSeq names its product striated muscle preferentially expressed protein kinase. The record is from RefSeq and is a predicted model, not a curated record. Gene Ontology annotation, molecular function: protein binding; ATP binding; protein kinase activity. Gene Ontology annotation, biological process: protein phosphorylation. Lineage: Eukaryota; Metazoa; Chordata; Actinopteri; Cichliformes; Cichlidae.